Molecule: messenger RNA, 1375 nt
Organism: Adelges cooleyi (spruce gall adelgid)
Lineage: Eukaryota; Metazoa; Arthropoda; Insecta; Hemiptera; Adelgidae
Gene: bigmax
Product: max-like protein X
Exons: 8
Coding region: 252-959 (235 amino acids)
Biological process (GO): regulation of transcription by RNA polymerase II
Cellular component (GO): nucleus
Molecular function (GO): protein dimerization activity; RNA polymerase II cis-regulatory region sequence-specific DNA binding; DNA-binding transcription factor activity, RNA polymerase II-specific
Source: RefSeq, a predicted model, not a curated record
AAUAAAAUAUCAAUAAAUAUUUUAUACAAUAACAUGUCAUAGUUCUUAGUAUCUCAUAGUAUAUAAUAUAACUAGUCUUUUUUUAAUACUUCAUUAUAUAUUUUAUUUUCCCGAAAGAAAUGUUAUUUCGUUAUUAGUUAACACUUUAGUCAUACAAUAUUGGAUUUUUGAAAUUUUACAAAUUGACGCUGUUUUAGAUACUACUAUAUAUUUAAUUAUUUUGUUUUUCAUUGUAUAGUUUAACAACUAUUAUGGAUUCUAGAGACAGUGAUGAUAUGAAAGUUGAACCUACAAGCCCAAAUCGUAAUCCUAAUCCAUUUAGUCGUUCCAGUAGUGGUAGUUCUCUCCAUGCAAAUCAUAGUAGCAGUAGUGGUCAUGAAGAUGAUGAUAGUGAAGAAAAAGGCUCACCAAAUAACUAUAAGGAAAGGCGUCGAGAAGCACAUACACAAGCUGAACAAAAGCGUCGUGAUGCCAUAAAAAAAGGUUACGAUUGUCUUCAAGAUCUGGUACCGACUUGUCAUCAGACAGAUAGUAGUGGUUACAAAUUAAGUAAAGCAACAGUUUUACAGAAAUCGAUUGAUUACAUACAAUGUUUAUUGUUACAAAAAAAGAAACUGGAAGAAGAACGCAAUGCUCUACGUAAAGAAGUGGUGGCAUUACGCAUAAUGCAAGCCAACUAUGAACAAAUGUUAAAAGCUCAACAUAUUCCACUAGGUCAUAUAGAAGCUAGAAUUCCAGACGAGGAAAAAUUUCAAAUGUUUCAGAAUAUCAUUGACGAGUUAUUCUUCACAUUUUGUAAUGUUAAUGUAAAUAAUUUUACUGAACUUUCUGCUUGUGUAUUCAGCUGGCUCGAGGAACAUUGUAAACCCCAGACUCUACAAAAUUUGAUUGAAAGUCUACUCGAAAAGGAGACAAAAAACCUUAAAGCAUCUACUCUGACAAUAAAAGCUUCAACGUAAUGGAUUAACUAAUUACGCAGGCAAAUAAAAAUGGAUUUUGAAGUGCAACAUGGUGAGAACUACUAAACAGUGUAAACGAAUACGGGUAUCAUAGUUAUUAGUUAUUUGGUUAAUUAUUUGUUAGUAAUAUUAAUAAAAUAUAUAAUAUAUAACUUGCACGCUUUUGCUAUUGCCAGAAGCGUUGUGCAAGAAAAAUGGCAUUUAGCUUAAGUAUGCAUUUUAUUUUUUUACCACACUAUUGCCGGGCUUAAAGAUAAUAGAUAAAUUCUUGUUUUGAUAAUAUACAUAUUUAUCGAUAUUUUAUUUUCCGAGCAAUACCUUAAGUCAUUUAUUGUCCAUUACUAAAAAUUAUAAAUUACCUAUUCAAACGAUAUAGUGAGUAGAAAAUGUGAGAUUAAUGUAAUUAUUAUUACGCU